This is a messenger RNA of Xenopus tropicalis (tropical clawed frog), 3572 nucleotides long. RefSeq names its product centromere protein O (gene cenpo). The coding region runs from base 171 to 1082 and encodes 303 amino acids. Gene Ontology annotation, biological process: kinetochore assembly. Gene Ontology annotation, cellular component: chromosome, centromeric region; kinetochore; nucleus. The record is from RefSeq and is a predicted model, not a curated record. Lineage: Eukaryota; Metazoa; Chordata; Amphibia; Anura; Pipidae. The transcript has 7 exons.
CCGACAUAAGCAGAAGCUGAUUGGUCUAAAGGACUGCCUGUCACUUGUCUCCUCCCUGUCUGAGAGAGAGAAGCGGAGAGGCGGCGGGAGAAUUCGAACCGGAGGCACCUGGGGUGGGCGUGGCUGCCAAGUGGAGUGACUCUGUAGCGAGGAGAGUAGGAGCCGGUACCAUGGAGCAGGCACAGAGUCUCUUUAGAGAAGGGGUCCUGUCUCACCUGGAACAGCUGGAGGCCCUGUCCUACAAUUUGGCCGUGAAACAGGAGAAGCAGAGGCAGGAGUGGGCCGCCCUAAGGAAGAACCAAGAGCUGGUUCUUGAGCUGAGGAAGAAACGGGAUGAACUAAAGGCUAAAAUCGAGAGGCACAAAGCAGAGAUCCAGGCGUUCAGAGGACGGGAGGAAGCUGGAGAGGAUCAUGGGAGCGCGGCUGGGACCUCGCAGCAGGCAAUGUUAGAGCUGUGUGUGGAGGAAUUAAAGGGCAUGCUAGAGAUGCACUGGCUGACUGGCAUCAGCGGCAAGAGGACGAAGAAGGGAGUGUGCGUCUGUAUUAGCACGGCAUUCGAGGGAGCCUAUUUAGAUUCCUUCCAUCUGGAUAUUGCCCUGAAGCCCUCUGUGGGGAUCUCCAGGCACUCUGUGCCGCCCUUCAUCCCACUGGAACAGAUCGCCAAGGAGCACCUACAGACGGAUCUCAAGAAAUUCCUCUCGGUACUGUUUGAGCAUUUAAAUGCCUACGCUGGCAGGAAGUACCAGUUCCAACAGCUCCAGAGCUUCCCGGGGGGCUUUGUCCGUGACGCCCAACAGGGCAACUCCCUGCACACCGUCCUCACCUUCGGGUACAACGUGCGAGUGGAGAAGCAGCCGUUCUGCCUGAGAGCCAAGCUGCUUUAUGGGGGUGUCACUCGCAGUCUCCCCACGGAGGCCGUUAUUACGUGUGAAGAUAAUCGCCCAUCUGUCCAGGAGAAAAUCUCCUCCCACUCGUCGCUCUUCUGCCAGAAUCCCCUGCACAGAGCCUUGGAGUGCAUCAGUUCUGAAGACGAGACCCUGAACCACAGCAGCGCCUCCCUCCUGGGCACCCACAUGUUCUAAUCUGCCCCUGGGGGUCCCUCAUGUGGCCGAGCCUCUGCCCCCGACCCCGAAACUGGACUGAGAUUAAAUAUCUUGCCUAUCAGCGUCCAACCGAACAGAAUCUGCCUCCUUUCAACUCUACAGCAUUAAUAUCUUUAUUCCUCUGCCAGCCCAAUGCUUGGGCAUACCUGUGUAAUAUAUACCCUGCUUGGAAAUGGCAGUGCCCCCCUCAAUUAAUCAGCAGAGUGUCUGUUACCCCAAUGUUUCUAUAUAUCUGUAACCUUGUUAUGGGCUAAGGGGGCCCAGCCUGAAGGCCAGUUAGGGGGGGAUUUGGGGUGAGUGCUUAUUUGUGCCCUGGGUACCCCUGGAACUAUAGCAGGGUGACUGUUACCCCAAUGUUUCUAUAUAUCUGUAACCUUGUCAUGGGCUAAGGGGGCCCAGCCUGAAGGCCAGUUAGGGGGGGAUUUGGGGUGAGUGCUUAUUUGUGCCCUGGGUACCCCUGGAACUAUAGCAGGGUGACUGUUACCCCAAUGUUUCUAUAUAUCUGUAACCUUGUUAUGGGCUAAGGGGGCCCAGCCUGAAGGCCAGUUAGGGGGGGAUUUGGGGUGAGUGCUUAUUUGUGCCCUGGGUACCCCUGGAACUAUAGCAGGGUGACUGUUACCCCAAUGUUUCUAUAUAUCUGUAACCUUGUUAUGGGCUAAGUUAGGGGGGGAUUUGGGUGACUGUUACCCCAAUGUUAAAUCUGAGUUAUGGGGCCACAUUGAUCUCUAUUAACCCUUAAUCACCCAGAUACUUAGAAACUUAGCAGCCAGAGUGAGACUGAUGUUCCCAGAUUGUAUAGAAAACCACUUUCAAUAAGCAGUGUUUCCUGGGCUGCAGUGAUUGCAGUGGAGCCCUGUCAGCUGGAUAUUCUAGAUUUGAGGAACACAAUCCGGGAACCUUAGAUCUGACUGGCCGCUGGCCGCAAAGCUACACAGAGCGCAUUCACACCAGACGCCGUGUUUUGUAGCAAGAGUGCAAUUUAUUAAAAGCGAUACCCAAAAAGAAAACUGACAGCAGAAGAUGAUGGUCCACAAACCAGUUAGUCUUUCCUUACUUUCCUCCACUGCUGCGCCUGGCUGCUUGUAAAUAUUCUACUAAUAAUGUUUUAUACCUCAAAGCAGUGCCUGUGCAACCUGUGCCCCCCCAAAUGCUUUUGAGUAAAAACUCUCUGGAUCACCCCAAAAGCCCUUUCUCCUUCACUGGCACUUUCUCCAGCUGCCAUGGAAUUCCCAGCAUGCUCAGCUAGCCGACAGAUUGUGGGAGGUGCCACUUACACCUACUAGUGAUCUUGACUUGGAAUUGUGGGUAACUAAAGCAGGCUGUUAGUAAAAGGGCAGCUUGGGUGAGCACUGCUUUCUUGUUUCAUCCCCAGAUGGAAGGAACCUCGGGGGGGCAGAAACGCUCUAACCCCAGAGUUAUCACAUGGGGCCAAUCAGUGAGUGAGUAAUUUGCUAGUCUGAAUGGCUGCUUUUAGUAAAUGAGACCAUCAUGGUGGUCGUCACUAUGGUUUGCGAGGGAUCUCUCAGGAUAGAGAGUGCAUGCAGAUUUCAGGGCUGCAGCUUUGCUUUACUGCUUCUAUGAAGUGACAGAUACUGGGGUUCAUGUCUGACCCAGGGGGUCCCAAGAGUUGUGCUUAUUGUAGAACAGAGGGCAGGAGUGGUGGAUUCUCAUUGGUUCAUGCUGUGGUACUGGGAUUGAACUACUGGUUAACAUGACCCACCUUUUAUCUGCUAUAAAAAUAUCACCCGAAAGAGGGCAGUCGGCCCAGUAAUUCUUCCAAGGCUCAUUUAGGAACGUGCCAAAAAUUACAUGGUUUUUCCCAGAAUUCCAUUGCCAUAAAGUUGCAUGCACUGCAGCUUCCGCUUGGUUUCCCAGUGUGGACCAAUCAGGAGCAAGGGGCAGUGCAAGGUGGGUGGUGUCAUUUAACAAUAGCACAAGUAACAGCAUAUUAGCAUGCACAAUUUUGCACCCCCUUUUUUGCCUUCGUAAAUGAGCCUUUCCACCCCUCCUGUGUCCUUAGCACUUACAUGCCUUUAGAGGAGAGAUCUCGAUGUUCUGGAAUACUUGUGCAUAUUAUAUAUAUAUAUAUAUAUAAUAUGCGUUUAGCUUCCAGCAGGAAAGGUUCAGAUGGUCGUUAGCUACAGCGCUUCAUUAGGAGAGAAAGAGCAAUUAAUAUCUGUAAAAAUAUAGAUCUAGAACAAAAAAAUCCAGAGCCCUCCCCCAUCUUGUAAAAUGGAACAAUUGGGCAAUUGCAAUAUCGACCCCACUCUGUCAUCAUAGGAUUCACCCUCGGAGAAUGUGCCCCUUGGUGGUGCCACGGACUGUAAGGAAAAUGAUAUCCAAAAAAAAAAAAAAUUUCUUUGUGGGGUUAUUGGGGCAAAAAUGGCCAAUAAGAGGCUGAUUCUGUAUUUGCCCCACGAGAGAGGAACCCAUUUUCAUAUUGGGAAUGAAUAAAGAGUUUAACCAAUA